Molecule: messenger RNA, 3918 nt
Organism: Aaosphaeria arxii CBS 175.79
Lineage: Eukaryota; Fungi; Ascomycota; Dothideomycetes; Pleosporales
Product: glycine dehydrogenase-like protein
Exons: 2
Coding region: 321-3515 (1064 amino acids)
Biological process (GO): glycine decarboxylation via glycine cleavage system
Cellular component (GO): mitochondrion; glycine cleavage complex
Molecular function (GO): glycine binding; pyridoxal phosphate binding; glycine dehydrogenase (decarboxylating) activity
Source: RefSeq, a predicted model, not a curated record
UCUAAAUAAAACUACCUUGACUCUGCUCUGCUCUACCCUUUUUCCUGCUUCUCUCCAAUCCCUCUCUCUCUUCCUCCUCCUCAUCUCUCUCCCUUCAUUUUCCUCUACUUUUUUCUUUCAGAGAGAGAUCUUUACCCCAACCAGAUAACGUCACCGAUCCAUCUCCCCACCUAGCUUGUUGGAUUUUUUUAUUCCCCCAGUUCCUUCCUCCGAAUUGACCCUUUCUUCCCCACCACGGUUGCAUUGGCUUCCUAUAUAACCCUUGAUCCGUCCGUCAGGGCACCUCCUUCGCCUUUGACCCGUCCACCACAUAAUUCACAAUGCGCACAGCGUGCCUCAGAGCAGCAAGCUCCGCGAGCAGGCUCGCUCGCUCCCCCAGAGCAACUCCCCUGACACGUUUUCGCCCGACUCCAUCCCAGAGUGGUGUCUGCUCUCCCCUCCAGAAUGCUGCUUUCCAGCCAUUGAGGCGCUCCUUCCACGCUACCACUGCUGAAGAUGCCCUCGAGAAAGACCUUGGGUCUGACAAGGCCCACGAGCCAUUCCGCAACCUCGACACCUUCCCACGCCGACACAUCGGUCCCUCUGCCAGCUCGGUCAAGAAGAUGCUUGCCACUCUCGACCCUCCGGCCAAGAGCUUGGACGAGUUCGUGAAGCAGGUCAUUCCAGCUAACGUUCUGUCCGACCGGACUCUCAAGAUAUCUGGAAUUGGCAAGAACAGCAACCGCGACUUCGACGAGGGCAUUGCCGAGCGAGACCUUUUGACGGCUUUCAAGGAGAUGAUGGACGAGAACAAGCCAGGACACUGCUUCAUCGGACAAGGCUACGCAGCUUCAAAGGUUCCUGAGGUGAUCAAGAGGAACGUGUUGGAGAACCCAGCUUGGUACACAAGCUAUACCCCAUACCAACCAGAGAUCAGUCAAGGAAGAUUGGAGUCAUUGCUCAAUUUCCAAACUGUGGUAACCGACCUCACUGGUCUGUCCAUUGCGAACGCCUCCGUCUUGGAUGAACCCACCGCUGCCGCCGAAGCCAUGACGCUAUCCUAUGGCUCACUGCCAACUUCCCGACAAAAGCGAAAGGGCAAGACCUUCCUCGUGUCCGACACUUGUCACCCCCAGACCAUCGAUGUCCUCUACUCCCGAGCUGAGGGUUUCGGUAUCAACAUUGAAAUUGUCGAUGUCUUGAAGGACAACAGCAAGAGAGUUGAGGAGCUCGGCAAUGACCUUGUCGGUGUCUUGGUUCAAUACCCUAACACUGAGGGUGGUGUCCAAGACUUCAAGGAUCUAUCCGAGAAGGUCCACAAGAAUGGCGCUCUCCUCAGUGUUGCUACGGACCUCCUGGCACUCACUGUUCUUACACCUCCUGGAGAGUUCGGCGCCGAUAUCGCAUUCGGCAACGCCCAACGUUUUGGAGUGCCAUUGGGCUAUGGUGGUCCACACGCCGCCUUCUUUGCUUGCUCUGACAAGUAUAAGCGCAAGAUUCCCGGCCGCAUCAUUGGUUUGUCCAAGGACAGGCUAGGAAACCAUGCUGCUCGUCUUGCUCUACAGACCCGAGAGCAGCAUAUUCGCCGCGAGAAAGCCACAAGUAACAUCUGCACCGCUCAGGCUCUCCUUGCAAACAUGAGUGCCUUCUACGCCGUAUAUCAUGGGCCUAACGGGCUUACCGAUAUUGCCAGGCACGUCAUUGCUACUGCACGUCGCGUUCAAGGGGCGAUUGCCGAGAUUGGCUUCAAGACUGGCCAGCGCGGCAAAUUGGACAACACCCCAGUGCCAUUUGAUACUCUUGUCGUAGAGACUGGCUCUGAGACUGGUGCAAUCAUCAGUGCAUUGGAGAAAGAGUCGGUCUAUGUUCGCAAGCUCGAUGAGAACCACCUCAGUAUCACCGUUGACGAGACGACCACUAUCGAAUCAGCAUCCAAGCUCGUCAAUGUCUUCGCUGCCCAGAAAGGAAAGCAGGCACCUUCUCUUACCACCCCGACUGAUGCCGACACUGCAUCUGCCUUCAAGAGAACUAGCCCCUUCCUCACCCACCCGGUCUUCAACUCUCAUCACUCUGAGACCGAGCUUCUCCGAUAUAUCUAUCAUCUCCAGUCCAAGGACCUUUCUCUUGUGCACUCAAUGAUCCCCCUAGGAUCUUGCACCAUGAAGCUCAACGCGACCACUGAGAUGGUUCCAGUGUCAUGGCCAACUGUAGGCAACAUGCAUCCGUUCUUGCCAUUAGAAAACGCCAAGGGCUAUACGCAAAUGAUUGGAGAGCUGGAGAAUGAUUUGGCCAACAUCACCGGCUUUCACUCGGUCUCGCUCCAGCCGAAUUCGGGUGCACAGGGCGAGUUCACUGGUCUCCGUGUCAUCAGGAAGUAUCUCGAGCAACAGCCAGGAAAGAAGCGAGACAUCUGCUUGAUUCCUGUCUCUGCUCAUGGUACUAACCCUGCAAGUGCUGCCAUGGUCGGCAUGCGCGUCGUCCCGAUCAAGUGCGAUCCAGUGACGGGCAACCUUGACAUGGCUGAUCUCAAGGCGAAAUGUGAGAAGCACAGCGAGGAAUUGGGCGCCAUUAUGGUGACUUACCCAAGUACCUUCGGUGUUUUCGAGCCAAAGAUCAAGGAAGUAUGCGACCUCAUCCAUGAACAUGGCGGACAAGUCUACAUGGAUGGAGCCAAUAUGAAUGCACAGAUCGGUCUUACCUCACCUGGCGAGAUUGGUGCCGAUGUCUGCCAUUUGAACUUGCACAAGACUUUCUGCAUUCCCCACGGAGGAGGCGGUCCUGGUGUAGGACCUAUUGGUGUUGCAGAGCACCUUGCACCUUUCCUGCCUGGUCACUUGAGGGGCGAGACCGGUGGUACACAAGCAAUUGCACCCGUUAGCGGCGCACCCUGGGGUAGUGCCAGCAUCUUACCCAUCAGCUGGGCAUAUAUCAAGAUGAUGGGUGCCGUCGGACUGACACAAGCGACCAAGAUUACUCUCCUCAACGCCAACUACAUCCUCGCACGCCUCAAGCCUUAUUAUCCUAUUGUCUAUACCAACGAUAACGGCCGCUGCGCUCACGAGUUCAUUUUGGAUAUCCGACAGUUCAAGGAAACGGCCGGUAUCGAAGCCAUCGAUGUCGCGAAGCGUCUUCAGGAUUAUGGCUUCCACGCACCUACUAUGUCCUGGCCUGUUGCCAACACCCUCAUGAUCGAGCCCACCGAGUCCGAGAGCAAAGAGGAACUAGACAGGUUCUGCGACGCUCUCAUCUCCAUCCGCAAGGAGAUCGAGGCAAUCGAGAAGGGCGAGCAGCCAAAGGACACCAACGUGCUUAAGAUGUCACCCCACUCACAGCAGGAUCUCAUCCUCGGCGAGUGGAGCCGUCCUUACACUAGGGAAAACGCUGCAUAUCCCUUGCCAUACCUGAAGGAGAAGAAGUUCUGGCCUGCAGUUACCAGACUUGACGAUGCUUACGGCGACACCAACCUCUUCUGCACGUGUGCUCCGGUCGAAGAUGCAGAGGACAUCACCGGAGCUGCUGCACCCAAUCCGACCUAAUACCUCCGUCGCGUUCGACACACCCCUAUACCACAUUUCUUCGACCUUUAAUGUACAUAAUGCAUUGUAACGCCUGACGAAGACAUCCGGAGAAAAUCUCUCCUUUGUCCAUUCCAUUCACAUAUAGUGCGCACAUCAUCUUUCAACACAGCACGUCCAACAUUUAUUUCCCUCUUCGGCGAGGAGCUCGGGCAGGAAAGCAUCCAGGCAUGGCGUUGAGAAAUCGUUUUUACUUUUUGAUCAGCAUCAAACAAUCCCCCCCAUUUUCAACAGAGGGGCGGCUCCUUGCUGGGUGGUGUUUUUUUUUUUCAAUUUUUGAGAUUUGAUCUACCCUUUAAAUUCAUUUGGGGGAAUUUCUAACAUCGUUUUUUGAUGCGAAGAAUAAAAGUCUAGAACAAUAGAU